UUUGCACGCCUGGUUAACAAUUCGAACGUUGGUUUGUUACAGGAUAGCGACAGGAGUAGCGUUGGCAGCCCUGAGCCAGCCACAGCAGGCACGCUCCAUGAACAUCAGAUGAUGCUGGACGACAUGAAGAACUCGCGGAAGAAGGGACACAGUCCCUCGCCUGAAAACCUUCACCAAGCGAAGGGUGCAUCAGUCCAGGAACAUCUGAAUGGGACAAUGGCUGGCAUGGUGACCCUGCAGAAUCUUCAGAAUCUGGCGAAUCUGCAAGACCUCCCGCAAGUCGCCUCUUUAGCCGCGGGUCUUCAGGGAAUGACAGCGGGGCUGGCGAACAAUCAGCUCAUCAACACGCCCUUGAAUCUCACUGUCAGCUCGUCCGGUGGCACGGUACCAACAGGCUCGAGUACGACAGCUGCAUCGCAUCUCCUUCCACCAAAUUCGACGCCAAUGGCGACAUUACCGCAGCUAUUAUCACAGCAGCAACCGGUCGCAAUGCCUCAAUUCAUCCUAAUGUCCGGUCAAUUGGUCCAAGGCAUUCAAGGGGCUCAGCUUCUUAUCCCUACGUCGCAAGGAAUUGCCACGCAAACUAUCUUGACGAUCCCCGUCAGUCACGUCACGAACAAUCAGAUGGUCAACUUGGCGCUCAGCAACGGCCAGAUGGUCUCCACGACGCUGGCGAAUCUUCAGUCCAUCGCUCAGAGUAUGCCGGGCACACCGACCAACAAUGGUGAGUUUACAGUCCCGACAAGUCCCAAUUCAGCAUCGAGACUGGGACUGAAUCCAGCGGCGCUGCCUCAUCUGCUGAGCAUCAGUUCGGCCAGCCAGCAGCUUCUGAACGCGAUGCAGCCCCAGCAACUGCUUCAGGCCGCACAAGCGGCCCAGGCCCAAGCCGCGCAAGCCGCGCAAGCGGUCCAGGCCGCGCAGCAGGCCUCGCAGCAACCGCUCCUGACGACGUCGCCGCCUCAACAGCACGCCCGUCGACACAACUCCCACAUGAAUCAUUACACGCCGACGGAGAAGCAUCACAGGGAGAGGCCCGAGCAAUCGUCGCCUUUGAACGAGUCGGUGGUGUCCGCGGCAUCGGCGCUGAACAGACUCGCGGCUAGCAACGGGGAGAUCAGCAUCACGACAACGCACGAACCGAGCAGCACCGGUUUGAAACAAUCGCCUGGCAGCAUGCACAGUAUGAAGGAGGACGAACACGAUCUGCUGAACGACUCGCCUAAUCAGCCGACCAUCAACGAGGCCACGAACAACGUUGUAGACGGCAUCAAUCUGGAAGAGAUUAAAGAGUUCGCGAAGGUGUUCAAGCUGCGCAGACUGUCGCUGGGUCUGACGCAGACCCAGGUGGGCCAGGCCCUGAGCGUGACAGAGGGCCCAGCUUACAGCCAAAGUGCCAUAUGCAGUGCCCUGGCUACCGAGAUGUACGCUGCCUCGCAGAUUGCCUUUCAGCAGCAAGCUACUACAUUCGAGAAGUUGGACAUCACGCCAAAGAGCGCGCAAAAAAUAAAACCGGUCCUCGAGACGUGGAUGAAAGAAGCUGAAGAAAGGUACAAAAGCGGGGCGAAUCAUCUGACGGAUUUCAUCGGGGUGGAACCCAGCAAGAAGCGAAAACGACGAACUUCGUUCACCCCGCAGGCCCUGGCACAGCUAAACGCUCACUUCGACUUACAGACUCAUCCUAGUGGUAACGAUGUCACAACAUUAGCGCAUCGUCUCGGAUACGAUCGGGAGGUGAUAAGGAUUUGGUUUUGCAACAAGAGGCAAGCUCAGAAGAACGCCGCGCGGAUGAUGUCGAAGACUAUCCACUAAAGCAACAGCCCGCAGCGGAAUUCGUCCCAAGAAAGGAAACAGUGAGCAAGAAAAGCUUUAAGGACUCGAUCACACGUUGAACAGAAGUAUUCCACGAGAUUUGGAUCACCUAGGACAUCAGAUUCCCUUCCCUAAAAGGAAGACAACCGAGUCUAAGUGUCGUAUUAUUGAAAUAUUACGAUUAAUCGGUGCGUUAAGGGAACACUUUAAAAAUUCAUGCUUUUCAGCCAGCGCCGGGCUUGAAUUUUUAAAAACACGCGCCGUAACCCCCCCGGUCGGCGUAAAGAUCAAUGUGAUUUUCAGGCGUAUACGAGACCCACCUGUAAAUAAUUUUAAUCUACGAAUAUGUGAUGUACAGGAGUCGAGCGACGGGUAUUGAUAAUUCUGUCCAGUCCUCUUCGACUCGUUCGAUGUCUGAUCGCAUCGAAAAUCGCGAGUCCGAACGGGUUUAUCGACGGUAGAAAACGUAGGUCGCCUUCCUAUCGACAGUCGAUUAGGUACCAACCGAUGCUACCUAUCUACCGACGUACGGUAAACGAAUCCUUACACACCGACGAAUGGUACGCGAAUACCAGCCCAUGGUAAAACAGAGUUUUAAAUUUUGCGAGCCCCUGAGUGACCUCUUUCCGGGUGUUCGCCGCGUUUUAUCCUUUUGAUAUUCGAGAGAAAUUUCUCAUGGGCUACGACCGUGCGCGACUGGUCGAUCGGGCAGCAAUUAUCACGUCUGCGUCUCGAUUCGUCAAUUUAGGGUAAGGAAUUCCGCAAGUAAUCGCACAGAUAAUACUAGUUCAUAAAACAAUUGAGAAGCUUCCAUCUACCGAGAAUCAUCUGUCCAAAGAGGACGAAGCACAAACGAGGAUCGUACGAAACGUAUGAUGAUCUUGACGGAACGAGGUUAUCCUCAUCCGAAGAAUGCAUCCAGAAUUAAGGAAUCACAGGAUGGACAGUGGGUCCACUGAACACAGAAAUGAAGCAACGAGAACAACAGUAUCAACUCAAUACCACCACGUUCAUCAUGCCACAUACAUGAUAAUAUAUAUACACACAAGGAUACAAUUCAUUUGUCGAGGAAAUAGCAACGGAAAUGUUUUACAGUACCGCCGAUAUCGUUUAUGACGAUCGUACCAAUUUAGUUCUGUUCUUUGUCGAUCGAACGACCAUUUUUCUUACGGGGCUUCGUUAAACUGUUUCCAACCGUAUUGUUCUCUGGGUGUGCUCGUCUGUAAAUUACGCGUGUAUCUCGAGAUCUGCUAAACGAAAAAAGAAAAAGAAUAAAAAAAAAAGGAAAAGGAAAGGCGAACGGUAAAGGUGUAAAGAAAAACGAAGAAAUGGAACUGAAGAAAUCUGUAGCGAGUAAAAUUAAAUGCAAUAACGAUUUUGAAAGUAUACUGCGAUCGUAAGGAUCCUCCUGAAGCUCUUAAAAUUGUAUUCGAACCAGAAAGAAAGGAAUGUAAAAGGCGAUCGAGGUUUCUGCAGGAUAGGAAGAAGAAAAAAGGAAACACUAGUCCGUAAUAAUCUGCCAUAUACGAGGUAUACCUAUUAAACAUUUACGCAUCUUUCGUUCCUAAAUGUUCGAUCUACAUGCCCGCUGGUGAUUGAAUCGAGGUUUCGAACUGAACGUGUCCCCGUCUGUCGCGGGGAGUUUGUAGCCGAAUCAAUUAAUCCAAUUUGCCCUUUAAUUGGAGACACGCAGGUUCCAAUUAAAGCAGGAACUAAAUACCAAUGAUUCGAAUGGAUUAGAAUCACCUUUAAUAUGAGUUUCAAAGCGCUGACCUGCAUCUUGGUCGGAACCGAAUCAAUUGGCCGCUCGAAGUCGCUGACGAGAGGCUAUCCCCACCACACUCACUGGCCACGCCCUCCAGUCUCCACGCUCCGCCCUCCCGUGCCGCCUCUUAUCUCUUUACUCCGCCCCCACGGUCAUACAGAACUUGCAAAUCUGCUUUCUAUCCUUCAUCUAACGGAAGAAGCUAACAAGGAGUAAAUAUUGCUCUAAGCUUGAUUUGCAACGGCAGAAGCGACAUUGAGUAAUCCAGUUGAAUUCAAUUCGUCCAAUCUGGGCAAUUUCAUUCGAGUCACCCUAUACAAAUUGUUUAUAAUAAAUGCGUUCUAAUACACGCAUCACAUGCAACGAGCAGAAAUGUUGUACGAUUCUGAUUCGGUUGCAAAUUUGUCGUGCGACAAACGCAGACUAAUUCGAGCCGAUGAAUCACGCGUUCACUGCUAAGGGGCGUCGAUUCGAAUCGAUGAUUCGAACGUUCGAACCUGUGGGCGGGGCCACGCGACGAUCAUGGACGAGCUAGUUCCACAAUUCCGCGGACGAAUUCCAUAUUUACGCAUCCAGAGGAAUGAUUCUUUCGACGUGCGAGCGAAUAUGCGAUUAUUCAAGCUAAAUAUCGACCACGAUUGACGAUAUUAGUCAUGUACUCCCGGUAAUCGAUAGUGAUAAUAGCGUUUCUUUGAAUGCGUUCCCGCUUAAGUAAGAAGUUCUUUCUUUCACGCGUCUAACUGAAGGUAAAUAGUCGUUUAAAUAGCGCGCCACCGACGUUCUCUCGGACAUUUUCCUUCUUGUGUAAUAAACGAUACUCUAGGCGACACCCAUCUCUCAUAACACGACGAUUUUCUUCGAUAUUUCAAACUCGAUUAAAUAAUUACCACAUAUGACUGUGCGUAUAAGAGAAAAAAAUAACACACAUAUACACACACACAUAAACAGAAUGUACUAUCCGAAACUACCCUUCCCGUUGUAUCGAGCUAAUCAUUACACGAUAACUGCAGCCAGACGACGUCGAGUGGUCGUUCGAGGUCAUCGGAGAAAGGGGGCGCGGCUUUGCACCCCCACCGGCGGCUUUAGGCCCUCCCUUUCGCGCGUGGACGCUCUCGAUUCGCGCCCGACGCGUCCGGAGGCGGGAGGCGUGGCCUCCGACUACCAAUCGCGGUCGACUCGACGAUAUUAACCACGAGAUCCUUACCGAAACGUAGCUAGGAGCGCGAGGGUAGCGUGUACAUAUUAAGGAGACACCUAGGGACUGUAAUAUUAAAUAAAAGCUACUAAUACUUUUAAUAUCGUAAUAGCUGCGAACAGCUACGACGAUUCAUGGGAAUGAAAAUUUACAUGGUUUAACGAGAUAAAUUUCUAAGGGUAAUGAACAAAAAAAAAAUAUGAAAAAAAGGUAAAUUACACACGCGUACUUUAAGGUAUGUAUUUUACUCCUACCGUUACGAUACGAUGCGAGCAAAGUGAUCUGUUCCUAACGAAGCACAUUGUGAAAGAGAUAUACAAAACGAACAAAAGUUUAAAAAAAAAAAUAAGAAAAGAAAUAAUAAGAAAGACGAUUACAGAACAAAAGGCGAGAAGUGGAUGACACGGUGUAGUAGCAUACGAGCGAAUAUGGCGGCACGGUUCCGGGGGAGGGAUGAGGAGGAGAAGGGGAGGGUUGAAGGGCGGGGAUACUAUUAAAAAUUCAAAAUUUUGAGUACUGGGGAUUGGGAGGGGGUAAGUUGUCAUUUUUAAAUAAAAAUGUGGCGAGAAAAAAUAAACACGUUUGUACAGAGAUAUUCCGGUUAUAAAAUUUUGUUAUACGAGAGAAAAUAAAGAGGGCGGGGGUUGAGAAUGACGCGUGCGCAGCGGAUGUUCGCGGACGAACAAUGACAAAAACAAUGUGAGAGAGAGAGCGAAGCACUGAAUAACGAAAAAGAGAGAGAGAAAAGUUUACGAAUCUUGUGUAUUUUCUUCGUGAAAUUGAUAUUCAAAUAGAUCAUUACGGAAAUAUAAACAUGAGUAUUACACACAAAAAAAAAAAAAUCGUGAAUUGUAUUCGUGAGUGUCAUAUUUCUAAGGAAGAUAGAUCCACGGGCGAAUGUUUUAUAACAGUUUCCGGCCAAAUCACUUGUUCAGGCUGUCCAAAAGUACGCGGUGAAAAAUAACGUUACCAGGAGGAAAAGAAAAUACGGAACGGAAACAAAAUACACGACGGACACACGAAAAAGAAAAAAUGGAAAAGUAGAGAAAAAGAAGAAGAAAAACAAAACGACGACGACGAACCACGGGAAGGCGGAAUUUUUUUCGUUUGCAAGCGAAACAAGAGGAAACUGCUUCUGAAACAUUGCCCAGCGAAACCAAAGUUCCUACUACGUUUUAUAAAGUAUAUAACUGAACUGCAGAACUUGAAUUGUACAUAAACGAUGGUUAAGCUAGCCAACACGAUUCACAAAUACAAUCAGGCGAGUCUUGACCACGUGCGAAUGACAAGAUGCAGGGUCAAUUGAUUCCACGUCGCGAUUUAUUCAUGCGGGCGUAGAUCCAGCGUGAGAGGAUCGAUCGUGGAUGAAACGAGAAUAGGAAACAAACGGGCGUAAAACGGUCGGUGAAUUCGCCUAACGCCUUUUCGAUCCUAAAGACGGGAGACAAUUGAUCGUGACAGCGCAUUAAACGACGAGCAUACGAUACAUACAGAACACACGCAAACAUAUACGUUGCGACAGUGGCACGUGUUCAACGUAACACACGCAUACGUUGGCAUACACACAGUUACAUUUACACACAGUUACAUUUACACACUCGGAACAGUCGAAUGCAAUUAAACACAUUAAGUAUACAAUUAAAUUAAGCAGCCGUAGCUUUAGCUUGAAUGUUAGCACCUAGACACACGAUGUAACAUUAAACUACGUAUUUAAAAGUGAACGGAGACGAGAAUCCUUAGCGGUUAAGCGAAAAAAAUACCUGUGUAAAAUCUAGUAGGUGUCCACAAGAAUAAAAUAAAAACAUAUAUUGUGGUACAAAUCACACAAAGAUUGCAUACCUUCAGGCCCUGACUGCGCAUUCCACCGACUCUGUACAUAAUACACUAUGUACGUCGCUCAUUUAUGUAUGAUUUCUAUGUAUAACGGAAUUAUAUAUUAUUUACACGAU
This is a messenger RNA of Hylaeus anthracinus, 6718 nucleotides long. It is a transcript of the gene pdm3, whose product is annotated as POU domain, class 6, transcription factor 2. Gene Ontology annotation, molecular function: RNA polymerase II cis-regulatory region sequence-specific DNA binding; DNA-binding transcription factor activity, RNA polymerase II-specific. The transcript has 11 exons. Gene Ontology annotation, biological process: regulation of transcription by RNA polymerase II. The record is from RefSeq and is a predicted model, not a curated record. The annotation marks the transcript as partial. NCBI's taxonomy places the organism in Eukaryota, Metazoa, Arthropoda, Insecta, Hymenoptera, Colletidae.